GAUGUGUGGCUACAGAGUUUGUCUUUAUUGCUCCAGGAAAGAAGGCUUGAAGAGUCUCUCUGAAUAAAGACACCAAGAGUGCGAAGUGACUAGAUGGAAGCCAAGGCGAAAAACUAGGGAAUGGGAGAUGGUUGAGGGAGAUAUUCACCAGGGUGCAUCCUCAAGAUUUAACUAUUUCCUUACUGAUAAAGUGGCCUCCUAAAUAGGAAUGCCUGUCCAGAUAACAGAAUUGGAGACAAUGGAUGAAGAUCAGUUAAUUGAAGAAGUCUUGGAUAAGUUUGUUAAUUGUCAUGAGCAAACCUAUGAAGAAUUUCUGAGCAGUUUCACUCAUCUUUCAAAAGAUAAUGUGACCAAAAGAGGAGACUUUGGAACCAUUUCUUCUGAAAACACAUUUACUUCAAUAAAACCUACUCAUCAAAAUGAACCAAAAGAUCACCAUUUUAGAAAUAAAGCCACCUUUCUUCGUACUUCAUCACAGUGUUCAGAAGAGGAACAGAUAGUGAUAGAUGAAGGCCAAAAAGUUGGCAGUUUCUUUCAAGGUUAUCUGAAUCGGGCAGGGGAGGUGAAGGUAGAUAAUUUCCUAGAGUUAGAAGAUUUGGACAUGGAUGAAGAGAUUAAACCCCAAAUGAGCAAGGAUUUGGUGCUGCUUCCAGGAGAGGUGGAGCAGGAUGUGAGCACAAGUGUUCCUUCUUACGUUCCUUCUUGCAUUCCUUCCGCGGCCCAGCCUCUCACCCCUGGAGUGAAGCCAAGGCCCACCGGAAAGGGAGCAGAGCAACAAAGGGAAGAGACAAUUGGAGAUGAAGUUCAGCCCUUCUCACUGGAUGAAGACUUUGAUUAUGAGGCUGUGAUGCUCACCCCCAAGUUCACUCCUGCAGAGAUAGAUGCUAUCAAGGAGCUAUGCAACCAAAGAGAAAGAGCACCCACACAGACGUAGAAGAACCUGGCGACUGAUCCACAAAGACAUCUUCGUGUUUGUUGUUAUUUUGUUCUUACUGAAGCAACAUCAGCAUAAAAAAUAAACCUACCAUAAGCCCCGUUGGGGAGAUGUACCAGUUAUUUGCCAGAAGGAAGACGAGACUAAAAAGACCAAAGAGAUCUUGACCUUUACAGAGUUCUCUUCUGUCUCUUGGCUGCAUCCAUGGCUGGUAGAGGGAGACGGCGGUAGCAAAAGGGGGCAGAAAGCAACACCCAGCAGAGGGUCCAUUUGGUGAGACCACUGACACUAGGGAAUGUGGGGUAUUGUAACAAAGAUUGGAAACUUCAUCCCACGCCCUUCGGGGAGAUGGGCAACUGAGCAUGCAAAGCACAGAGAAGAAUUGAUCUGGCAGCUAAGUCACUGGUCCCAGCUAUCCAGAGAGAGUGGUACAAAUGCGAGUGCUGAGGUUGGGUUCCUAGGAUUGACUGGGAAAGACUUCACUGAAAAAGAAAGUAUCUGAGAAUUGAUUAUAUGUCAUAUAUUAAAUUCUUACACUUUGUUAUUACUACUCAGCCACGUGUGAGGAUCGUUACAAAGUACAAGGGAUGAUCUCUAUCUCCAGAAGCUUAAAAUAUAAUUUCAGAAGGCAAGGCAUAGAUAGAGAAGACAACUAGAGAAUGUAAAAACUACUGCGAAGUGCUAAUUGUGUAAAAUACCCAUGAAUGCGUUAGAGGAGACAAGAGAGGUGAAGGCACGGAAGAAGGGGGAAUCAUAUGUUUAAAGUAAUUUUUAUUAUUGAGGGGAUCAGCAACAAGUCAAAUGUACUUAGUCUUUCUUUUUUUGACUUACAUAUUUUAUUUUUUCUUUUAUGUUUUAUUACAGAAUAUUGAGUAUACGUCCCUGUGCCAUGCAGUAGGACCAUGUUUAUCCAUCCUAUAUAUAGUAGUUUGCAUCUACUAAUCUCAAAUUCCCAAUCCCCACAUUGCUCCCCUACCCUAUAAAUCUGUUCUCUGUGUCUGUAGGUCCAUUUCUGUAUCGUAGAUACUUCGUUUGUGUCAUGUUAGACUCUGCAUAGAAGUGAUAUCAUGUGGUAUUUGUCUUUCUUUUCACGUACUAUAA
Messenger RNA from Phacochoerus africanus (Common warthog), 2035 nucleotides. RefSeq names its product intraflagellar transport associated protein (gene IFTAP). Gene Ontology annotation, biological process: spermatogenesis; acrosome reaction. Gene Ontology annotation, molecular function: intraciliary transport particle A binding. The transcript is spliced from 8 exons. The record is from RefSeq and is a predicted model, not a curated record. NCBI's taxonomy places the organism in Eukaryota, Metazoa, Chordata, Mammalia, Artiodactyla, Suidae. Gene Ontology annotation, cellular component: cytosol; 9+0 non-motile cilium. Bases 209 to 934 code for a protein of 241 amino acids.